AUGUUACUCGAUUUUUCUCGUACUACGCUUGGAACGGCUAAUGUUAAUGGUACUCGGUGCAUCGAGUACAUUCAGCGUGGAUUGACAGCUGGAUACCGCAGUAUUGAUACCGCCCAAGCAUAUCGAAAUGAAGAAGCCGUCGGCCAAGCAAUCCGAGAGCACUCAGUACCACGUAAACAAAUCCACGUCAUGACCAAAGUCUCUACAGGCUUCAAGCAAAAUCCAGGCAGCCUUAAUGAAGUCAAAGACGCAGUCGAAGGCUCUCUGACAAGGCUGAAAAUAGGUUAUGUGGAUGCGAUGCUGAUACAUCAUCCGGGUGAUGACACCGUUGACCCGGAAGCUGCAUAUCGACGUCGAGUGACAUGGCAAGGGCUGGAGACGUUGGUGGAGCUGGGGAAAGUGAGAAAUAUCGGAGUCAGCAAUUUCAACAUCGCGCAUCUACGUGAACUGAAGCAGUACGCCAGAAUAUUGCCAGUUGUCAACCAAAUAGAGCUACAUCCAUGGUGUCAACAGCGAGAAUUGGUCAAUCAUUGCCAGAAAGAAAAGAUUCCACUUCAAGCAUAUCUCGCAAUUUCCAGAAAUUCUCAAGAAAGCGAUGAAGGGCUGAAAGCACUGGCAAAGAAGUACAACGUAUCGGCUGCCGCAAUUUUGAUCUGCUAUAGCGUUCGCAAGGGUUUUCUUCCUAUUGUAAAGGCAGAGGAUCCUCAACAUCUAGUUUCUAACUUGAAGGCGGAGAAGCUGUGUAUCGAAGAUGAAGAUCUAGCAGUGAUAGAUUCGUGGGACAUGGGAAAAAGUGGAUCAAUAAGUGAGUAUUUGGAUCUAUUGUAG
Bipolaris sorokiniana ND90Pr is the source of this 828-nucleotide messenger RNA. RefSeq lists its product as uncharacterized. Lineage: Eukaryota; Fungi; Ascomycota; Dothideomycetes; Pleosporales; Pleosporaceae. The transcript is spliced from 2 exons. The coding region runs from base 1 to 828 and encodes 275 amino acids. The record is from RefSeq and is a predicted model, not a curated record. Gene Ontology annotation, molecular function: oxidoreductase activity.